GCUCCUGAACCCUUGGAUGUUCAUCCAAAUCGUAGUAUAAAGGAGGAUGGAACGAGACUCAGCUAUCUAUCCCCUUCCUCGCCCAGAACACUUCCAAAGGUGCCAGGAACAUCUCAGUUUGAGUUUGGACCCGUUCUCCCCUCUUCCCCACAGCUCGAGGUUCUGUAUGAAGAUCCUAAGGAGGAUGUGGUCUCAAUUUUAUCAGAGGAGGAAAGAACUCGCCUGGCUGAGGUGAAAAAGGAUAAGGAUUUACUGAACGAGGAUAUCUGGACCGUAUUGGAGGAAGAGAUUAGGGAUAUCAACCUUCUUAUCAAACAGAUAUCCAACCUAGCACCGGUCAAAACACAAUGCAAGCGCGUCUAUGAUACUGCCCGUACACAGUGUACAGAGCGGACAGGGCCAAAUUAUUCUCCCUCUACCGUCUAUCCUAUGGCCGGGGCAGUACUUGGAACCUGUCUUGGCGGUCCUGUUGGGCUCUUAGCUGGAGUUAAGAUAGGCGGCCUUGCAGCAAUUGGGGGCAGUAUUUUUGGAUAUUCCACUGGUUCCUUGAUAAAAGAGCACACAGAUAGACAAGAUUAUAUUUCGGAUUUCUACUCAAAACACCAAGAAAGAAAUAUGCUAGCAAGGUUGACCUCUGAGAAGCGCACUAUCUCUCUUCCUGAAGUUCUAGAAGACGACUUUAAAAAACUGAAAAUAAAAGACGAGCUCCCGACAAAAAGUUGUAUACCAGGGAAAUCAGAGGAGAGUUUACUCUAAAAAAUCAUAUUUUACAAUUAUUAACCUUUUUUUAUUUUAUUUUUUAAAUCUAUACCGUAUCUCCAUUUACAGCA
Eurytemora carolleeae is the source of this 830-nucleotide messenger RNA. RefSeq lists its product as uncharacterized. The annotation marks the transcript as partial. The transcript has 6 exons. Lineage: Eukaryota; Metazoa; Arthropoda; Copepoda; Calanoida; Temoridae. The record is from RefSeq and is a predicted model, not a curated record.